Messenger RNA from Entrophospora sp. SA101, 1992 nucleotides. The record is from the annotation of a GenBank genome assembly. NCBI's taxonomy places the organism in Eukaryota, Fungi, Glomeromycota, Glomeromycetes, Entrophosporales, Entrophosporaceae.
AUGGGGGCAAAACCUUCAUCACUAGGAAAACGAAAAAAUAAAGAAAAAGCAGUCACAAAUUCAAAUCAGCAAUCAUCAUCAGAAACGAUGAUAUCUUAUUAUGAAAAUCGUAAAUAUUUAGUUUGCACAGAAGAAAUCACUGAUAUUCUUCCAGUUGAUGAUGAUGAUGAAUUCGCAAGAACAAACACAAUUCAUUUCUUGCACAAAAAAAUUUGGGAUGAAACUAAUUUUUCAGCACCGAUUACAAAACAAUUGGAGAAUGGAUAUGGUUUUGAUGUGCUGGAUGUUGGUUGUGGAAGUGGCACAUGGACAUUAGAUAUGGCUACAACAUACCCAAAUGCUAAUUUUUUGGCUGUUGAUAUUCUUCAAACAUUUCCAAAUGAAAUUAGACCUAAUAAUGUAAAUUUUUUGCUGGGAAAUAUAAUCACUGGAUUAAAUAUUAAAUCAAAUACAUUUGAUUAUGUGUUUAUGAGAUAUAUGAAAACCUCCAUACAAAUAAAUGAUUGGUCAAAAGCUAUAGGUGAAAUGAUAAGGGUGGCAAAACCAAAUGGAUGGUUAGAAUUAAUAGAAAUGGAUGAUAUGUUCACAAAUGGAUCUCCUGAAUGCUUGGAGCUUAUGGAUAAAGUUGAAAAAAGAUUAAAAAAUAAAUAUAACCUAACCAACAGCCCAUUUAAACUCAUAAAUAAUAUCUUGUUAAAAGAAUAUUUUAACAUUAUAACUGAUGUACAAUUUUUUAAAAAAACAAUCCCAAUGUCAGGACAUUGGGAUAAUGAUUCAGAUAAUAUCAUUGCUAAAGUUUCUUAUGAUACUGCAUAUUGGGGAAGUAAGAGUUAUAAACAUUCACUUGAUUGUUUAGAUUUAACUCAUGAUGAAUAUGAUAAAUAUGUUGAAAAGGCCUUUGAAAGUAUUAAAAAUCGCCUAUCUGUAAAUCCACUAGCAACUCGUUUGAUAAGUCAACGAAUAGGGCAAGAUGGAGUAACUAUUCCAGGACCUGCUUUAUUAUUAGACAAUUAUAGAAAAAUAACUCUUGAUGAUCUCCACUUUUUGUUGAAGGAACCAUUUGAUAUAGAGGAGGAAAAAAAAGCUGUAAAAAAGAUGAAUGAUGUGCUUAAGGAUCUAAAAUUGUGUGAAAACAAAUUACUGGCCAUGAUAGGUACUGCCCCAACAUCCAGAAAGAAAAGAAAAUUCCAAGAAAAAGAAGAUACUUGUCAAGGCAAGCCUAGGGGCACAAAAACACGAAAGAGUUAUCCAUCAUUCCAAUCUCCGAUGAACCAAAAAUAUAACUUGUCUGCCGAAUCCAACCCAUCUCAAUUACAUGACUAUGCCAGUGAACUCGGUGCUAUGCUUCCAAAUUGGAAAGCCUGCAAAAGUGUAAAAGAAGCUCUUCGCCGACACUCAUUCAAAGAAGACCAGAUCAAGGCUCUUGUACCAGAUAAAAGGAAUGAAAAACUUACUAUCAAAGAGAGAGCUCAAUACUGUGCAAAAACUGGAUAUCCAUAUGAUAUUUACUUACAUGCUUUAGAUUUAAUCAAGACAAAAAAUGAUAGUGAUGAAGAAAUUGUCGCAUCCAGCUCACGUCUUACAUUAUUUCGUAAGGAAUUGAAAGAAGCUGGAGUUGAUUCUAAAGUAAUUGAUAAAUAUGCUAAAUUUUCAGAUCUUACUCAAGCAUCUAACGAAAUUCAGAAGAAGCAACUUGUACAGCGAUUACCCAAUGCUCCUAAAACCCCUAAACACUUCUCCUUAGAGGAGGGACUUAGAAGAAUUCAAAAUAUUGAUACUACUAAAAUUCCCACUAUGCAGGAUCUUGCGGAUGUGAUUAUGAUGUUAAGCAUGAGACCCGCUGAAGUUACUACUCUUCAUAUUAUCCAUUAUGAAGAAGCCAAGCUUCGAGUCUCUGACUCACCCAAUGAAGAAGCCAAGCUUCAACCUAAGAAUAAUAAUCCUUUUGAUGUCCAAAUCGCAGAAAUAGAUUCUAUGUUAGCAGAAAUGUGA